CCUCCGUACCGUGCCGUUGAUUGGCUGCCGGGCUCCCGCGAUCGGCCCGCUGCAUCGGGGAAAUUUGGCCGAGGGAGCGGGAAUCCUGGCAAUGUGAUGGCAGCCGCUAACCAUGCAGAUACCCCGCGCCCGGCUAGUAGGGCAUGCGAUCGAUGUCGGCGGCGAAAAGCUAAGUGCGACUGCCCUGAUCCAUCAUCAGUUUGUGUCAAUUGCCGUCUUGCCAGAGAGCAAUGUACCUUCAAUUUGCCGCUUUCUAGACGAGGUCCGAAGGCAAAACGACGCCAUCUUGCUGCUGAGGCUCGAGGAGACUCUCUGCAGAGUCCAGUCACACCGUCUCUGCAAGUAACGAGACAUGACCCUUCAUCACAGAGCCUAUUUGAAGCUCCUGGAGACUCAGAGAAUCUUGAUCUAUGGGAUUCGGGAAUCACGUCUGCCAUCAGCCUGGAUCCUGCACUCUCACCAGCGACGGUCCAUACUGUUCCAACUCCGCUCUCUCAUGCCACGUCAACAGGAGGCGCGAUAUCCGCUUUACAGCGAUGGGAAGCACUCGGCCGGGAUCUUUACAUACGCAGGCCAACAGCUGUAUUGGAGAACGUGAUCAAGCAUUGUUUCAAACUGUUUUUUGACUAUCUCUUCCCUCUUAUCCCACUUGUCCAUGAGUCAAGCCUUCGAGAUGGCUUGGAGUUUUUCGUCUCUCGAGACGAUACACGGAACUUCCGAGGGAGCACUUCGAGCAUGAGAUACGGCUAUGAAUCUUUGAAGUAUCCUGAGCUAUGGCCGGAUGUGACUUUCACCCUCAUCACCGCUGUUUGCGCCGAGACUGCCUUCCUUCUUCCGAAGGACAUUUUCCCAGAAGGGGAGACGAUCGCAGAUCUUUUUCUUCAGGCUUCUCGCAGUUGCUUAGUUACCUACCUGGAGGCCGAUCUCGAGCAUCCAAACGCAAAUUCCGUGGCGAUUCGAUAUCUCCACUCAAAUUGCAUGCAUGCAGCUGGAAAGCCAAGAUUCUCUUGGCAUAUAUUCGGCGAAGCGACCCGGCUAGCCCAGGUGCUGCAGAUGCAUGAUGAAGAAUCCAUACAGGGUCUGCAUCCCCUCGAAGCAGAAUUCCGCCGACGCGCUUUCUGGAUCACCUAUAUCGGAGACAAGUCUGCCGCCAUAUUGAACAGUCGUCCAAUCACGAUCCAUAAAUUCUCUUUCGAAUCUGGCAUCACCAUGGGUUACCCUACCGGUAUUGAGGAUGAAAUAAUCGUGACACCCGGAAGCACGAGUGCAGAUGAUUUGACAGUCCGUAAGAGCUUUCUUACUGGUUUCAAUGCAAAUUUGCGUCUCUGGCAGACAGCGUCAGACCUUCUCCUAGAGAUGCGUCUGCUUGACAGUCGCAAGAAUGUCUCUAUGAAUACUCAUCAUUCAUUGACAGCGGAUGAAAGACUGCGAUUGGAUCAUCUUUACGUACUUUUUGUGACUUCUCUGGAUGAUCUUCCGCCUUUCCUUCAAGAUGAUCAACUCGUGACUAACACCCACUCCGACAGAGAAGGAAUGAAUAGUUUACUGCGGGUUUACACCAUUCAAGCAGCCAACCUAUACAUUUCUUUGCACUGUUUGAAAAUGGUUAUCACUCAGAAAUUUGAAGAGGUCAACUAUUUUCCUAUGGGGCAUAACGAAAUUUUGCUCUUGAGGAAAACAGAGAUUGCUCGGAACAUGUUGAGGAUCAUGCGUGAGGCCCCUUUCUGGGCGUUACAAGUCAAUGGAGAACCAUGUGUCGAGAAAAUACGUCUCAUCGGCGCCAGCCUUUUAGAAAUCAUCGACCAACAUGAGACAUCGCCUUUGUCAGUACGCGCACGAAGCGACCUCUCCGUGCUUCUUGAUAUCUUGACACGGCUUGACUCGAAGGCGUCGGACACUUUGCGUCGGUCUCUAUAA
This is a messenger RNA of Penicillium daleae, 1917 nucleotides long. RefSeq names its product transcription factor domain-containing protein. Gene Ontology annotation, molecular function: DNA binding; DNA-binding transcription factor activity, RNA polymerase II-specific; zinc ion binding. The annotation marks the transcript as partial. Gene Ontology annotation, biological process: DNA-templated transcription; regulation of DNA-templated transcription. Lineage: Eukaryota; Fungi; Ascomycota; Eurotiomycetes; Eurotiales; Aspergillaceae. The transcript has 4 exons. The record is from RefSeq and is a predicted model, not a curated record.